GUCGGGACUUCGGGCUCUAACAUUAACGCAUUAUUUACUUUCUCCUUUUCGUAUACAACCAGCAUGUGGAUUUAAAAAUCUUUCAGUUAUCAAAACAAGUUCCCCGGACAGCUGGACGUGAAUGCACAUUUGUAGACGCGGUCUGACCUACUUUCAGCGAUAUCGUCUGCGCGUUAUGGCUGAACAUCACGUCCGAGAGUAUGUGAAGAGGGUCGCCUCUAUAGACAUUGAGAACUAUCCGGAAUGGGAUCUGACGAAACCGCUCCCGAAACAACCGGUACCAGAUCUGAAGCAAACCCUAGAAACGUACCUUACCGUGACGAAAAGCGUCGUUUCGCCUGAGGAAUACAGGAGAACAGAAAUACUCGUUGACGAUUUUCGUCGCGAGAAAGGGAUUGGUCAAGUGUUGCAAGAGAAACUCAGACAGUUUGCUGAAACCAAGGAGAACUGGGCGUACUCGUGGUGGCUGGACGACAUGUACAUGAGGGCCCGCCUGCCCCUCCCCGUCAACUCUAACCCCGGCAUGGUCUUCCCAAGGCAACACUUCGAAACACGCAGACAACAACUCAGAUAUGCAGCUAGAUUGAUAUCCGGAAUUCUGGAUUAUAAAACAAUUAUUGACGCUAAGGCCUUGCCUGUGGACAGGUGUCGCCACAAGGAAAAGGGUCAGCCCCUGUGUAUGGCCCAGUACUACCGGUUGUUCACCUCCUACCGCCUGCCCGGCCACCCCAAGGACAGUCUCCUCAUCAGCGGGAUGGACUCGCACCACAUCAUUGUCGCCUGCAAAAACCAGUUUUUCGUCCUUGACCUACUUUUAAACUACCAACGGCUGAGUGAGGACGACGUGUUCACCCAGCUGGAAAGGAUUGCCGAUAUGGCCGACGAGGGGGCUAAAACCGCCAAACCCGUAGGACUUCUCACCGCCGCCGACAGAACCACCUGGGCACACGCACGCGAGGAUAUGAUGAGAGAUAUGAGCAACAGGGAGUCCCUGGACCUGCUGGAGAGGUGUAUGUUUGUGCUCUGCCUGGACCGCGGCAUCCCGAUCUCCUUCAACCACCAGCGCAGCGUGGACGAGACCAGCCUCAACGUGCGCGACGACGUUUCGCUCAUUUUACAGAUGCUGCACGGCCAGGGAAGCUCCGUCAACACGGCCAACAGGUGGUUCGACAAAACUAUGCAGUUCGUCAUAUCACGUGACGGUUCCUGUGGGCUUAACUACGAACAUUCCCCUUCCGAAGGAAUAGCUGUGGUCCAACUGAUCGAACACCUUCUCAAAUACAUGCAAGAAGUUCACGAGAAGAAGUUGCGGCGGAUGCAGUCUAUAUGUGAACUUCCGCAGCCGCAGCAACUUGAGUGGUCGGUUUCACCCGGGGUGGAGGGGACCAUACAGGCAACCAUGGAGAAUAUUGACAGGUCUAUACGAGACUUGGAUCUGUAUGUUCUUCGCUUUGAUCACUUUGGGCGCGAAUUUCCAAAGAAGAACAACAUGAGUCCGGAUUCCUUCAUACAACUUGCUCUUCAAUUAACCUAUUACAAAAUACACGGGGCGCUUGUUUCUACAUACGAGAGCGCCUCCACGCGGCGGUUCCGCCUGGGUCGAGUGGACAACAUCCGGGCGAACUCCCCCGCGGCGCUUGAGUGGGUCAAGGCCAUGGUCGCUAAGAACGAAUACACGGAUCACGAGAAGAUGGCAUUGUUGAGGAAAGCGAUGGGCUGGCAGACACAAACUAUGACACAGACCAUCCUGGGUCAAGGGUUGGACUGUCACUUGAUGGGUCUGCGGGAAAUGGCGGCGGAAGUGGGACUGCCCGUCCCCGACAUAUUCACAGACGAUACGUACCGGAAGUCCAACCACUUUACACUCUCCACAAGCCAGGUAAACACCACAAUGGACACAUUCAUGUGUUAUGGCCCAGUUGUUCCUGACGGAUAUGGAGUAUGUUACAACCCGCACCCAAACGACAUUAUCGUCGUCAUAACCGCGUUCAAGUCACACGCCGAAACCCAAUCAGACUACUUUGCGUACACGCUUGAAGGGAGCUUACUGCAGAUGUCCGAGCUAUGUCUGAAAACGAAUCAAGAGCAUGAAUUUGUUGCAGAUAAAGUAAGAAACGCUUCCCUUCAAAAUGGUCCGCUUAGCAAUGAAUCUUUGGAAUUGCCGGCGAAAAAAGGCAGACACCUUUUGCAUCAACAUGGAACUGACAUUGUUCAAUCAAACGGCCAUGCAAAGAAAGACUUGGAAUAAAUUAUCUUAAUCAGAUAAUUGCAUGUGGAACUUUAUGCUCCUUUUCUGCUUUAUAUCAUGUAGAAGUUUGUUUUCGUUAGUACCAUUGACUUUCGUUUAUUUUUUUUGGCAUUUCGUUGAAAUGUGUAACCAUGAUCUCACUAAUAUUGCAAAAAAUAACUAAAACAAAGAGCAUACAGGCUGAUUGAAUCAAUCAAUGGUAUGUAUAGUUUUAGAAAAUCUUACAUUCAAGCUUACCAUAGCAUACCCCUUUAGCAACACAUAUAACCUUAUUGAUCCACCAUGAAGCCAUAUGACCACAACGGCAACUUAUAGACGGGACUCUACGUACCAACCAGAUCCGUAUCAGACAUGUUUCAUUCGGACAGAGAAAGAGACAGACAGACAAACACAUAUUUGCCUCCCAUUCACGAUUUCGGUGCGGGAUAUUGUUUAGUUAGGCUGUGCCUACUAUUACAGUAUUACAUAUUUAGUCAUUUUCUGUUUACAUGUUUCGCAAUGUACAGUUUCAGGGGAUAUCAGUUGGUGCAAAUUGGUGAUAUCAGGCGAAAAAGUGUUCAAAAUACGCAUCUGAUAAUACGUUUCUGUUACCUCGGUAAGAAACAGCAUGUCAUAGCAGUGGUAUUCAUUUGAUUUUUUAAACCGCUUAGCAUAUGAGACACAUCAUAUACAUGUACAUGUAUGUUCUGGUUGUGUUAACUUUAAGAUCGAAGCCAUUACUGGCGUCCACACAUACACAUGUGUAUAUAGUGUUUUACAACAAACCUUUCAUCUGCCGUAUACACCAUAGAUGUACGGUUAAAAACUGAAACGAAGUUAAAACACAUUGGCGUAAAUUAUUUCCUAACCAAUACCCUGGUCUACGAUGUUACGAUAGGAUGUUACAAUAGGAUGUCUUUUCGAUUUAAAUGAAACUUUUUUUUAUUCACUGCAAUGCUGUCUCCCUAAGCCUGCCUGUGUUGAGAUGUUUGAAUGAUCUCAAUGUUAGCAUUAUCAUAUUUUAAUAUUGUGCAAUCUAAUCAUGGUUUUGAUCUUAAAAUGGUUUGUUUUAAAACAUUGACCUCACCGUUCUAUAAAACUGUUCGAAAUUGUAUUAGUCGUGUGAAUAUUGUCUACAAGACAUCGAGUUCAAGACGUUCAUUGUUUUGUAAAAAACAACAACCCGGAACUACAUGGAGUUCACAUAUAUGGAAACCUAUUGUCAAACAGCAGUUUUAACAUCCAAAUUUCAUGAAACAAACAUUGCAUUCAAAUCAACACAUCUUGUUUCUUUUCUUAUUUCCAUUUACUAGAAAAUUAGUAUUGGAUAUCUUUUCUUAUAGUUAGAGGUAUUGUUUGUGUAGUCACAUAGUGUCGCUAACUGUGGCCCUGAACAAAUUAAAUACCUUGAAGGUUGUUAUUUCAAGUUUCAUUGUGUACAUUGAAAAGUUACGUAGGAUUUAUUGCUGCGAUUAUUGUUAACGUAUUAUUGUAGUAAAACAUACUUGUAUUUUGGUGUGUUCAUUGUUAUAACCAAGUUAAGAAUUAUAUAAACGAUUAUUAAACGCAAAG
This is a messenger RNA of Mya arenaria, 3799 nucleotides long. RefSeq names its product probable vesicular acetylcholine transporter-B. The record is from RefSeq and is a predicted model, not a curated record. The transcript is spliced from 16 exons. Lineage: Eukaryota; Metazoa; Mollusca; Bivalvia; Myida; Myidae. Gene Ontology annotation, molecular function: acetylcholine transmembrane transporter activity; xenobiotic transmembrane transporter activity; choline O-acetyltransferase activity. Gene Ontology annotation, cellular component: AP-1 adaptor complex; AP-2 adaptor complex; membrane. Bases 122 to 2248 code for a protein of 708 amino acids. Gene Ontology annotation, biological process: xenobiotic transport; acetylcholine biosynthetic process; neuromuscular synaptic transmission.